Exophiala oligosperma is the source of this 1395-nucleotide messenger RNA. RefSeq lists its product as uncharacterized. The record is from RefSeq and is a predicted model, not a curated record. The coding region runs from base 114 to 1283 and encodes 389 amino acids. The transcript has a single exon. NCBI's taxonomy places the organism in Eukaryota, Fungi, Ascomycota, Eurotiomycetes, Chaetothyriales, Herpotrichiellaceae.
AACUCGGUACCUUGAAGGUAUAACUAACCACAACCUUCCCCGAUCAACACCCACCACAUCAUACUGUGCAUAUCCACGACCACAACCAACGACUACUACUGCAACACAACCAAAUGUCGGUCCAAGGUCAAUGUGAUCCGCGCUUCUCGGCACUCAAAGCCGAACUCGAGAGUCAAUUGGCGUCUGGCAAUGAACUCGGUGCCUCCAUCGUGGUCAACGUCGACGGCACCAACGUGGUGGACAUUUGGGGUGGUUACGCCUCUGCCGACCACAAGAGACCAUGGACCGAGGACACCAUAGCCAACGUCUGGUCGUCCACCAAGACCGUUUCGGCGUUGGCCGUCUUGAUCCUCGUCUCCCGUGGUCUGGUCGACCCGGACGCCCCCCUGUCCAGAUACUGGCCCGAAUUUGGGGCUUCCAACACCCAAAACAAGACCCCCGUCCUGGUCCGUCACAUCAUAUCCCACACCGCCGGUCACUCGGGUUGGCGGGAACCCAUGACCCCGGAACAGUUGAUGGACCUGGACCUGGCGACGUCUCGGCUCGCCGCUCAGGAACCGUUUUGGGAACCCGGCACCGCCUCCGGUUACCACUCCAUCACCAUGGGUCACCUGAUCAGCGGUCUCGUCUCGCGAGUGACCGGUCAAUCCCUGAAGUCCUUCAUCGCCACCGAGAUCGCCGGGCCCCUGGGCGCCGACUUCCAACUCGGUGCCAAAGAGGCCGACUACGGCCGUGUCGCCGACCUGGUCGCCCCGCCUCCCAGCUCCAUGGAUUUCGGUAAACUCGACCCCGACUCGGCCACCGCAAAGGCCUUUGCCAACCCGGUCAUGACCGCGGAGAUUGCUCACACCCCGGCAUGGCGCGGCGCCGAACUGGGCGCCGUCAACGGCCACGGGAACGCCCGGUCCCUGGCCCGGAUCUUGUCCACCGUCACCCUGGGAGGGACCGUCGACGGCGAAACCUUUCUGACCCCCGAGGUCGUCGAGCGCAUCUUCGACGUCCAGGCGGACGGCACGGACGUGGUCAUCGGCAUCCCCUUGUGUUUCGGGGUCGGCUUCAGUCUCAACCGAGGUGGGACCUUGUCGACCGUCCCCUUCCUGCCCAAGUCCGGCCGGAUGUGCUUCUGGGGCGGUUGGGGUGGCAGCGUCAUCCUCAUGGACCUCGAGAGGAAGGUCACCUUCAGUUACGUCAUGAACAAGAUGGGUGAGGGCAUCAUGGGGUCGGAAAAGACGGCCGCCUACGUCAAGGCCGCCUACAAGGCCCUGGGGGUCGAAGGGUUCUAGAUUACAUUACCUGGGCAAACUUACCUACCUACCUACCUCCCUUCUUAGGGAACCAAAGAAAGACCGAGGAGGAUCGCUCAGAACGAACCUAGGUGGGUAGCCCAUGUCAAGA